Rana temporaria (common frog) is the source of this 2709-nucleotide messenger RNA. Its product is annotated as E3 ubiquitin-protein ligase RNF152-like. The coding region runs from base 695 to 1507 and encodes 270 amino acids. The transcript is spliced from 2 exons. Gene Ontology annotation, biological process: protein ubiquitination. Gene Ontology annotation, molecular function: ubiquitin protein ligase activity. NCBI's taxonomy places the organism in Eukaryota, Metazoa, Chordata, Amphibia, Anura, Ranidae. The record is from RefSeq and is a predicted model, not a curated record.
UGGGUGUCACAUUGUGUGUACAGUAAAAGCACAGGAGACAGAAAAUCAUAGCAAAGGGGGAAGCUUUGCCUUUUGUACAGCAAAUCAGCUGAAAAGAAGGAGAAGAAAAGGUGAAAGAUGCUGCUAUGUGUUUGUCCUCCAGACCAGUCAGAUCCUGCACAUUAACAGGAGGAAUCCUGCAUACAAAGACUCUGCGUUACAUCACAUUACUGGGGAGCAAGCAGGAAGCUCAGAAAGAGACAAGGAGAGCAGCUGCUGCCUUUGUUCCAAUAUUGGAAAGACAUUGGGCACUGGAGGAAUGGAAUAUAGAGUCAUGUCGGACCUGUGGAGAAAAUAUUGUCUGCUUUUGACUUUAUUAGACCAACAAAGGCUUGAGAUGGCACAGAGAAUGAAAUGAAUACAAGAAAGGAAGAGAACACAUCUUUUCAAGGCAGCAUCACAAGGAGGAGACAAAGGAAAGCACAGGAGGAGGAUGGAGAGCAGAACUGUUAAGGACCGUGGAUGCUGAAAUCCUGAUUUUUCCCAACACAUCCUAAAGCAUGAGACAUCACUCAGAUCAGUGUGUUUACUAGAGCUGGACAAGGCUGCCAAUACAUUCCAAUAAGUGACAUUGAUUUCCUCCUGGGAAUUGCAGCUUCUGGAGGUGUAUCAUUGAUCCUGGACUGGGCUAUGGGCCUUGGAGUGAAGUUUGGACAUGGCUAAUUACCAGACCAGUGGCAGCUCAGGCUCAGAUCUCACCCUGUCCUAUGAGGAAUAUGAGUGUAAAAUCUGCUACAACUACUUUGAUUUGGAUAGACGAGCCCCCAAACUGCUUGAGUGUCUGCACACCUUUUGCCAAGAGUGCCUGAACACCCUGCACCGCAGAGAGGAUCGGCCAUGGCGCCUCUGCUGCCCGGUAUGUCGCCAUCGCACUGUGGUCCCAGACUCAAGGGUGGAUGCGUUGCCUGUGAACACUAAGGUGGCCGAAGCCUUCCCAUUGUAUGUACGGCAUGAUGACCCAUUUCCCCAGGACGUCCUUCCACCCAUCACCUAUCAUCAACGUGGCCUGCCAUACCACCACGGCACACCAGUAGCUGCUGUGCUCCAUGGUGCUGUUGAGCUUCGCUAUGCUCUACAGCCUGGACCAGAGGCCACUUUAGCGGCCGCUGCAGCUAACAGAGACCGGGAAACAUUUUCGGCCUUAGGUCAAGCCCAGGCAGUCAGUGCCCCCUCACCCAGAAGGGGCUAUGAUAGAUGCCAGAGCUGUAAAAGGGCAGUUCUGACCGCAGGCUGCGUUUGUGUGGUGUUCUCCUUCAUAGCCAUGGUGGUUCUUUUGUUUGCUGGCUUGGUUUUUGUGAACAGAUACAGUGGGGCCCCAGCGCCUUCUCCUGCAGGGCCUAUCUGCCUGUCAGUGGCCAGUGUGUUGGCCCUCUUCUCAGUGGUGGUCACCUGGGUCAUUUGCUGGCUGAAGUACAGGCCGGAGCCCGGGGAAGGUAGCAGGGGCCCAUCCAGUAGGAGGGACACAUGAAAUAUAAAAAUUAAAAUACGACUGAUCUGACAAUCUCCACUGCUCACAUCGUUACCCCAUGUAUUUUAUACACAGCCUUUGGAUUAAUUAUUAGCAAUAUUAGGUCGUUGUUAAUUGAUGUACCAUGUGACCCUGUAGGUAGAACACUGUCUUAUAUGAUUCACACAUAUAUACUGCCAUAACCUAUCAGGCUGAUAUGGACAGAGAACACAAGAUCCUUCCAAUGCUGCUUAUACACAAGGGCAUCCAAUUCGAUUGCCCAUGUUUUUGAACAUAAAAUCUUGGCCUUUUUGUUUUUCUAAAUGAGGCAUCCUUUUAAGAACAUUGCCAUGCUGUUUUUACUGCAAAUAAUAGGUACAAACAGCCGAAUCACCCCAGCAUCAUCCCCCCCCCCCCCCUAUUGGUAUCACACACCCAUCACCAAUAUCGCCAACCUAGCACCAUUAUCACAUACUCAGUAUGGUAUCACACACCCAGCACCAACAUCACCCACCCAGCAUUGGUAUAAUCCACCCGGCAACAACAGUAUCAUUCACCCAGCACCGAUAUCAUAUACCCAGCAUUGGUAUAAUCCACCCCGGCAACAGUAUCAUUCACCCAGCACCGACAUCACCCACCCAGCAUUGGUAUAAUCCACCCAGCAACAGUAUCAUUCACCCAGCACCGGUAUCAUAUACCCAGCACAAGUAUCCUUAACUGAGCACUGGUAUCGCACAUCCAGAACAAGUAUCAUUCAUCCAGCACCCGUGUCACACAGCCAGCAUGGUAUCACCCACCCAACACCAGUGUUACCCACCCAGCACUGGUAUCACACACCUAGCCCCUCUAUCACCCACCCAGCACAGUUACCACACACCCAGCCCCUGUAUCAUCCAUUCAGCCCAGUAUUACCAACCCAGCACUUGUUUCACCCAGCCAGCCCCUGUAUCACCCACCCAUCACCAGUAUCACACACCCAGCCCCUUCAUCACCCACUCAGCACCAGUAACACCCACCCAAUAUCGGUAUUACCCACCCUGCACUUAUUUUAUUAAUCCAGCAAUGAUAGUUACUAUCCACCGAGCCCUAAUAUCACCCACCCAGCACUUGUAUUAGCCUUGUUACCCACCCAGCACCAAUAUCACCAAUCCAACACCUGUAUCAUCCAUUCUGCACUAAUAUCCCACAUCCAGCACCGGUAUCACCCACCCAGCACAGAAAUC